AUGAGUUGGGGAAUAGAGUUGUGGGACCAGUGGGAUAAUAUUGGCAUCCACACACAGAAGGGCAUUGACUUUUGUGAGCGCUAUGUUCAUUUUCUCAAGGAGAAGAGUGCUGUUGAAUUGGAUUAUGCAAGCAAACUAAAAAAAUUAGUCAAGAACUUCCAGCCAAAGAAGAGAGAGGAGGAUGAUUACACAUUCACAUGGUCUCAUGCCUUUGUGGACAUGCUCAAGGAAAUUUUUGACAUGGCAGGGCAGCACGAGGUGGUGGCUGAGAAUCUACAGGGGGCUGUCAUUAAAAAUAUGCAGGACCUUAUAUUGGAGCUCAAAACUGACCGGAAAAAGCAUUUGACUGAUGGUGUCCGACUGCAGGACCAGCUUAAGCAAAGUCAGGCCCUUCUAGAGAAGGCAAAACGAAAAUAUGAGAAAGCCUAUUAUGAUUCAGAAAGAGCACUGGAUAACUACAGGAAGGCAGAUGCCGAUAUCAAUUUGUCCCGAGCAGAAGUGGAAAAG
Molecule: messenger RNA, 507 nt
Organism: Candidula unifasciata
Lineage: Eukaryota; Metazoa; Mollusca; Gastropoda; Stylommatophora; Geomitridae
Source: the annotation of a GenBank genome assembly